This is a messenger RNA of Pseudoliparis swirei, 655 nucleotides long. Its product is annotated as late histone H2A.L3-like. Gene Ontology annotation, cellular component: nucleosome. The transcript has a single exon. Gene Ontology annotation, molecular function: DNA binding; structural constituent of chromatin; protein heterodimerization activity. The record is from RefSeq and is a predicted model, not a curated record. NCBI's taxonomy places the organism in Eukaryota, Metazoa, Chordata, Actinopteri, Perciformes, Liparidae. Bases 1 to 384 code for a protein of 127 amino acids.
AUGUCUGGACGUGGAAAGGGAGCCGGUAAGACCAGAGUGAAGUCCAAGACCAGGUCCUCCAGGGCCGGGCUCCAGUUCCCCGUGGGCCGUGUCCACAGGCACUUGAGGAAGGGUAACUACGCCCGGCGUGUCGGCGCCGGAGCUCCGGUGUACCUGGCGGCGGUGCUGGAGUAUCUGACCGCUGAGAUCCUGGAGCUGGCCGGGAACGCGGCCCGCGACAACAAGAAGACCCGUAUCAUCCCCCGUCACCUGCAGCUGGCCGUCCGCAACGACGAGGAGCUCAACAAGCUGCUGGGCGGAGUGACCAUCGCUCAGGGCGGCGUGCUGCCCAACAUCCAGGCGGUGCUGCUGCCCAAGAAGACCGAGAAAGCCGCCAAGAAGUAGACGCAACAACAACAACGGCUCUUUUAAGAGCCACCACUCCACUAGAGAUCCUUUAAGAACAUGAGCACCGACACAUGAGCUGAGGCCACUGCCUCAAUAUGACAGUUAAACUAGGAACCAUCAUAACGAUGACCCGAUAAUUUACUGGAAACUACUUCAUUAGAAUAUAAGUAUUAUCCGUAUGUGUAUAUAUACAUACUUAUAUGGAUAUUUGUAAGUGCGUGUAUAUACAUUAUGUACUCUACGAAGGGCUCAAGAAGCAGGAAAUUGG